AUGUCUUUAUCCUUCGGUGCCCUCGCGGGGCUCGUGUUAGCCGCAGUAUCGGUGGACGCGCAGGCAACGCUGGUGGUCGAUCCCAUCACAUUUGUCGACCCCCUGAUCGGCUCCGCCAACGGGGGUAAUGUCUUCGCCGGCGCCUGCGUGCCCUACGGCAUGGCCAAGCCCGUUGCCGACACCAACUCGAGUUCCAACCAGGGCGGGUUCGCUCAAGACUCGGGCGCCUUCGUGACGGGCUUCAGCUCCAUGCACGACUCCGGUACCGGCGUCAGCCCCUCGCUCGGCAACUUUGCCAUGUUCCCCUACGCCGGCUGCCCAGACGGCGACGUCAACCGCUGCGCCUUCCCCAAGAAGAGCCGCGUCGACUUUGGCGCCUUCGAGAGCAAGUCGGUCAGCGCGCUGCCAGGGUACUUUGGCCUCCAGUUGGCCAGCGGCAUCAAGUUCCCCGCCACGACCAUCGAUGGGAAGCCGUCGCAGCCACUGAUCCUACAGGAUCUGACCGAUCUUUCCGACUCGCGCCAGGAUAACGGCACUGUCACCAUGGACGGGUCCAGCGGGCGCAUCACGGGGAGCGUGAGAUUUAACCCCAGCUUUGGCGUGGGGAACUACGUUCUACACUUUUGUACCGACUUCAGGGGCGCCGACAUGCUGGGCAACGGCAUCUGGGCCAACAGCAGGGCCAACGCGACCGUCAAGACACUCACCAUCUCGCGCAGCAUCAACGGCUUCCCCUUGCCGGGCGGGGCGUUUGUCCGCUUCAAGUCGGCGGACAAGCCGAUCCUGGCACGCACCGCAAACAGCUUCAUCAGCGUCGACCAGGCGUGCGGCAACGCCGAGCGUGAGAUACCGGACUUUGACUUUGCCAAGGCCCAGGACGCGGCGACGGCGGCGUGGCGCGAGAAGCUGGCGCCAAUCAAGAUCGAUGCCACUGGGGUAGACCAGUCGCUCGUCAAGACCUUCUACAGCGGCAUCUACCGCACCAUGAUCAACCCGCAAAACUACACGGGCGAGAACCCCCUCUGGGCGAGCGGGGAGCCGUACUUUGACUCCUUCUAUUGUCUCUGGGACUCGUUCCGCUCGCAGAUCCCGUUCCUCGUCAUUUUGGACCCGUCCGCCGUCGCGCAGAUGGUGCGGUCACUGAUCGACACGUACUCCAACCUCGGCUGGCUGCCCGACUGCCGCAUGAGCCUAUGCAAGGGCUUCACCCAGGGCGGGUCUAACGCCGACAACGUCCUGGCCGACGCAUAUAUGAAGGGCACCGCCGAGGGCAUUGACUGGAACAAGGGAUAUGAGGCCGUGGUCAAGGACGCCGAGGUCGAGCCAUUCGACUGGUCCGUCAACGGCCGCGGCGGGCUGAACAGCUGGAAGGCGCUGGGCUACAUCCCCGUGCAGGACUUUGACUACAAGGGCUUCGGGACCAUGACCCGCACCAUCUCGCGCACGCUCGAGUACAGCUACAACGACUUUUGCAUCUCGCAGAUGGCCGGCAAGCUUGGCAAGCAAGCGGACAGGGAGAAGUAUACGGCCUCGAGCGGCAACUGGGCCAACCUAUUCAAGGCGGGCCAGGCCUCGAACUUCUUCAACGGCACCAGCCUCGACGCCAACCCGGCCUGCUCGCUGCAGGUGACGGGCAGGGAGACGUUCGAGAGCAGCCUGUGGGAGUACGGCUACUUUGUGCCGCACGACCGGGCCAGGCUCAUGACGCUGUACGGCGGGCCCGAGAACGAUGCCCGCCGGCUCGACUACAUGCACGACCAGAGGAUCUCGGGCAUCGGCAACGAGCCCUCCUUCCUGACCGUGUUUCAGUACCACUACGCCGGCCGGCCGGCGCUGUCGGCCAAGCGCUCGCACUACUACACGCCCGGCUCGUUCGGCGCCGCGCCCGACGGCCUGCCGGGCAACGACGACGGCGGCGCCAUGGGCUCAUUCGUGGCCUUUUCGAUGCUGGGGCUAUUCCCGAACCCGGGCCAGGACGUCUACUUCAUCACGCCGCCCUUCUUCCCCGCCGCCAACGUGACGAGCCCCGCGACGGGCAAGGUGGCGAGGAUCAGGACGGUCAACUUUGACGCGGCCUACAAGAACAUCCUUAUCCAAAGCGCGACGCUGGAUGGGCGGUUGUAUACGAAAAACUGGCUCGACCACAGCUUUUUUGCCGAUGGCAAGGAGCUGGUUCUGACGCUGGGCCCGACGGAGAGCGGCUGGGGCACCAGGGUCGAGGACGUGCCGCCGAGUUUGAGUCUGUACCCUGGGCUUAAUAGCAGCGUCUGGGGGACCGUUUAG
Gaeumannomyces tritici R3-111a-1 is the source of this 2283-nucleotide messenger RNA. RefSeq lists its product as hypothetical. Gene Ontology annotation, cellular component: cytosol; nucleus. Gene Ontology annotation, biological process: glycoprotein catabolic process; protein quality control for misfolded or incompletely synthesized proteins; protein deglycosylation. The record is from RefSeq and is a predicted model, not a curated record. Gene Ontology annotation, molecular function: carbohydrate binding; peptide-N4-(N-acetyl-beta-glucosaminyl)asparagine amidase activity. Bases 1 to 2283 code for a protein of 760 amino acids. The transcript is spliced from 4 exons. NCBI's taxonomy places the organism in Eukaryota, Fungi, Ascomycota, Sordariomycetes, Magnaporthales, Magnaporthaceae.